AUGCCUUCCCCGUACGACCCAGAAUAUUUCAAGGCCUUUGAGCCCAUGAUCCCCAUGCUCGCCGCCCAGCCCAAGCACGCCGUGCACGACGUUCAAGGUCGCCGUACCGGCUUUGAAAGCGCCAUUACGGCGCUCAAAGAUCUCGUCCCGCCAUCCCCCGACGUCGAGCAGAAGGAAUACAGCAUCACCACGCCGGCGGGUGUGACGCUGUCCGUGUUCGGCUUCACCAAGAAAGGCACGUCGACGGAAAAAACACCUGGCCCGGCCCUCCUGCACUGCCACGGUGGCGGCAUGAUCUUGGGUUCGGUGAGGAUGUCUGCCUCGGCAGUCGCGUGGCAGACCCAGCAGACCGGUGUAUCGAUCUUCAGCGUCGAAUACCGCCUGGCCCCGGAGUCGCAGGGCACGAAUCUGGUCGAGGACUGCUACGCCGGGCUCGUGUGGCUCUCGCAGAACGCCGCGUCCCUGAAUGUCGACCCGACCCGCAUCGGCGUCUUUGGCGAGUCCGCGGGCGGGGGCCUCGCUGCGGGUGUGGCCCUCAUGGCGCGCGACAAGGGCCUCUCGCCGCCCCUCGCCAAGCAGAUUCUGAUCUACCCCAUGCUCGACGACCGCAACAACGUCCCCAACGAGCACCUCGAGCCCUUCGCCUUCUGGAAGGUCGAAGACAACAUCACCGGCUGGACCGCGCUGCUGGGCGCCGACAAGGCCGGCAUCCCCGACGCCGACGUGUCCCACUACUGCGCGCCGGCCCGGGCGAAAUCUCUUGCGGGGCUGCCGCCCACGUACAUCGACAUAGGCGGCUUGGAUAUCUUCCGCGACGAGGAUAUUGAGUAUGUCAGGAGGCUCGCGCUGGAGAAUAUCGAGGUGGAAUUCCACUUGUAUCCCGGCGUGCCGCAUGCCUUUGAGAUAUUUGCGCCGGACGCGACCGUGACGAAACGGGCCUUUGAGAACAGAUUCAAGAGCAUGAAGGGCUUUUGA
Fonsecaea erecta is the source of this 975-nucleotide messenger RNA. RefSeq lists its product as hypothetical. Gene Ontology annotation, molecular function: hydrolase activity. NCBI's taxonomy places the organism in Eukaryota, Fungi, Ascomycota, Eurotiomycetes, Chaetothyriales, Herpotrichiellaceae. The record is from RefSeq and is a predicted model, not a curated record. The transcript has a single exon. Bases 1 to 975 code for a protein of 324 amino acids.